This is a messenger RNA of Bursaphelenchus xylophilus (pine wood nematode), 5517 nucleotides long. The record is from the annotation of a GenBank genome assembly. NCBI's taxonomy places the organism in Eukaryota, Metazoa, Nematoda, Chromadorea, Rhabditida, Aphelenchoididae.
AUGUUGGUCAGCAAGGCAGUCGAUGAUCCGUCGACCGCCGCAUCCCCAACCCAUGUUGAUUUGAGUUGGCAUCCCAUACGCGAUGUGAUGGCUGUGGCCUCACAUUCUCCUUCCACAGGCGGAUAUGUCAGCUUUGUUACACAUAAGGUGAGCCGACGUUAAGGUUAAGAUUGCGUAAUUGUAGGGUGGAGAUGCCUUUUACACAUUGCCAGCAAGACAGAACGAGAGGCCGCUGAAGUUAUUAUGGCAUCUAACGGAUCCCAAAGUAGCUGUGGGAUGGGAUUCUGGGCGUAUUUCUAUAAUCGAGCCAUUCGAUCAACAUGGUAAUCGUUUUAUGAAGCAUUCUCAGAUCGUUUCAUAACCGAUAUUUUGUAUUAAUUUUAAAAUUUUUAGAGAAAGAAAUCGAGAGUGCAGAAAGGGCAAGUGCUAUCAGAGUUCUGAGCUGGCAUACCGACGGACAGACGUUGAUCUCAGGAGAUGAAGUAGGUUAGAAGCAAACAGUUCAGACAAAAUUUAGGAUGGGAAAAUAUUUUAUCAUACCGGGACCAACCGAAACGAAAAGGUAAACGUGACAAAAAAGAUUGAGCUGGGACAAGGGAUCACUUCUAUUUCGGUGAAACAACUCAAAAGGUAUGCUACUAUUAUGUUUAGAAAGUCUAACUUCAGUAUUGCGAAUGUCAAAGUAAUCAAUUUCAGACAAAAGGAACGCUUGGAUAACAACCAUUCCACCGAUGAAUUAACCGAAAUCCUCAAUGUAAACAGGAGACGCAUGAAAGUAAGAUUAGGAUUCCUACUGUAUUAAUACAAGUUUAGGAGAUAUAUAAAGUGGAAGAAGAGGAAAUGAAUUCCGUUCGGAAUGAAGAUAUGGAGACAGUUUUGAUCGUAACUACCAGUAAAUACCGUGUUUAUUUGAUCAAAGAAAACAAAGAACCUGCUGUUGUGUAUACCGUAGGUCAGAAUAGUUAUGUUACAGUAACCCUUCAUAGACGGACAGUGCUGCGAAAAGAGUGUUGUCCAUGAAGAACAGACCUUAUGUGAUCAUCUUGACCGAAGGAUUGAUGUUUUAUCAACUAGUCUUUGAAAAUGAGACUGUAAAAGACAAGAUUAAAGUAAGGCGAUACCUUUGUAAUAUUUACAUUUAUGGCUUUCUAGGUUAAAUUGUCAGGCCGUCGGGAGUUUUUUGAUGCCAUCCAAGUGGAUUCGGACACUGUAGCCAUCUGUUACGGUGACCGAGAAAUCAGAAUCUGGAAUUUACAAUCAGAAGACAGUGCCGUUUACAGAAUCGAUCAGGAAAAGGGAUAUCAGGGAACAGAGAAUGUGGUCUCGUUAAGCUACUGUAACAAAAAGAGUAAGUCUUUACUCCUGUGCGUCAUUUUAAAAUGUAGACUGCAUCUCCGGGGGAACUUUAAAUGGGAAAGUGGCAACCUGGAAGAGGCACAAGGAAACCUACGAGAUCUCAGUGGAUCAGCAGUGGAGAUUACAACCUUCUCUAUCAGUUGGAACUAAGGUAUGGUCAGCAUCAUGAUAAUUACGUUUUAGGUGGUCUCCAUGGCCUGGUCGAACUCAUCUCCCACAUUGGCUGUCAAUUCUGGUGAUUCGGUUCAAAUAUUUCGGACUCAAGGUGUGGAAUAUCACGUCAACAAAGAUGUGAGUGUUAAAACCUAUUAUAGGCUCUAUUUUGAAUAUAUGAUUGCAAACCGCUUGCAUAAUUCAUCUGUUUGUAGUUUGCCGUUGUCCAAACGAGUCCUCAAAUCGUAUCUUUGGUCAAAAUCACCGAGCCCAUCGAAAGUCAAGAAGUUCAAUUUUCUUAUGCCCUUAGGGGAUUAAGACUGGGCGGGGGAAAUUUGAUCACAUGGGAUGACAGUCAGGUAGUUGCUUAUAUGGAUCUCCAUCUUAUUAAUAGGUGUACGUGAAUCAAAUAAUCAACUCUGAAAGCGCGCCCAUUGAAAUCAAACAGACUUCUCUGUUCAAGGCAUCUGUAAAUGAUGCUUUAUGUUACAAUCAACAAUUGUAUUCUGUUGAGAGUGGUCAAUUGUGUGUCCGGACGUUGCAAGGGACGUUGAAGAAGACGCUGACUUUUAGAGAAGUUGAAGGGGAGGUGCAGAUCAUUGAUAUGAACUCUAAAUGGCUCUGUGUGGGAUCCAGUCAGGCCUAUAUUCGAAUAUAUAACAUGGAUGAUAGGUCGGUUUCUCCUGUUUUAAUUUACAGUAGUACUUUGUUUACAGUAACCUGAAACAAAUUUAUCAAUCAAAUCAGUUGAGCAUGAAUAUUGAGGACUUUGAGAGAUUUGUGAAUAUUCGAAUAAACAGCCUCGGAAAUCGAGUCAGCAUUACAAUGAAAAGGAAGGAUUCCGUCGACGAGAGGCUCUUUAUCUGGGACGCCGAAGCUGAUUUGUUGGGUUAUUUUUCUUUCGUCGACGGUCUAACUGAUGCCCAACAGUAUGAGAGCAAAUUGGAGGAGAAUAACCAAGACGAUCGGCCCAAAACUGCUGCCGCCAAGUCAGUUCUAGUCUGUUUGCAGUAGUAUUUUGUAAUUUUUAGACGAAUAGAAAGAUAUCAGAGCAGAUAUCGAAUGCCCGAUUACUUACCGGGUAACCAUUACUGGGAUCAAACUGAGGGCCGUUUCUUGGUCUGUGAAGCCGUUCGGAUUGAUUCGGAUGACGUAAGUGAUAAAGGGAAGUUACACAUUUCGUUGCAGUCAAACAAUGUGCUUUUGUCGUUAUUCGUGACCUCCGAGAACGGAAUCCAAGUUAACGACAUCCAAUCCAAGUCUAUAAAAGCCGAUCAGAUGAUCUAUCUACAAGUCCCUUACAUUUUUUUCCUUAAGAAUGUACGUUUAAAAUGAUGGGUUACUGUAGUUUGACCUCAUUGACUAGCAGCCGAUUACUGUAAUAUUGCAAAAUGCAGAUUGAAGUGGAUGAGGAGGAUGACAUCGGCAUAGAAAGAAGUCUUUCCCGAUUAAUAAUCCGCCGUUCUCUCCGAGAAUUUGUGGGAAUCGAGGCCACGGAUAACGAGGCGAUUGAAGCCAUGCUCAACUUUAGUUACUAUUUGUGUGCAGAGCAAAUGGAUAAUGCCUUUAAAGCGAUCAAGUUCAUCAAGAAUGACUCGGUCUGGGAUCACAUGGCCCGAAUGUGUGUGAAAACAAGAAGAAUGGAUGUGGCCAUCGUAUGUUUGGGACACAUGAAAAGAGCGAGGAGUGUGAGAGCGUUAAAGGAAUCCAUUGCCCGAGGGGACAGCACGGAAUUACAAGCGGCCGUCCUGGCCAUGGAACUGGACAUGAUUGUAAGUUUGAAAGGCAGAUGUUAGUUUAGAAGACAAGAGAUUUAGUCACAUUUUAAAUACAUUUUUAUUUUAGGACGAGGCGGUCAGCAUCUACAUAAACCAAGGUCGAUACGAUCUUUUGAACAAAUUGUAUCAAUGCCAAAACAAGUGGAAUGAAGCCUUUGAGAUUGCAAAAAAGCAUGAUCGAAUCCAUUUGAGGAACACUCAUUUCAAUUACGCCAGUUAUUUGGAGAGUAUCGGAGAGAUUGAGCAAGCCAUUGAGAAGUAACUUGUCUUAAUUUUACAAUCAUUUUUUUAGUUAUGAAAAAGCCCAAACCCAUCACUCUGAAGUCCCGCGAAUGCUGAGUGAGGAGCCAAAAGCAGUGGAUUUGUAUAUUAAAAGGAAAAGAGAGAGGUAGGGUCAAGACAUGUUGUAGUAGACAUUUUAAUUAAUUAUAACGUUGAGUGUUGCAGGGAACUGUAUUUGUGGUGGGCCAGGUACUUAGAGAGUGUCAGCGAUCUGGAAGGAGCAAGGAAUUACUACAAGUACGCAAAUGAUCACCUCUCGGUUGUCCGAAUAUACUGUUAUCAUGAUCGUAUUGACGAGGCCGUUGAUACUGUAAACAAAACUGAUGACAGAGCUGCCGCCUUCCAUUUGGCUCGCUAUUUUGAGAGCAAAGGAGAUGUAGAGAAAGCUGUGAAAUAUUUUGGAAAGGCCUCUAGUUACAGUAGUGCCAUCAGAUUGGCCAAAGAGCACGGACUCAACGAUCAAUUGGCAAACUUUGCUUUACAUGCCGGGGAGAAUGAGCAAAUAGAAACCGCCAAGUAUUAUGAACAACAACCAGGUCAUGUGGAUAAGGCUGUCAUGUUGUACCAUAAGGUAUGGCAACGAAAAGGAUAGUGUAAUUGCUAUUACAGGCAGGCCAAGUGGGGAAAGCGUUGGAUUUGGCCUUCCGAACCGAACAAAUCAGCGCCUUGGAUCCGAUAAUUCGAGAUUUGGGACCCAAUUCAGACCCAAAUGUGCUCGAACGAGCCGCCCAUUUCUUUGCGCAGAACCAACGAGAAAACGAGGCCGUUCAGCUGCUUGUUUACGCCAAGAAAUUUCAGGAGGCAGUCGAUUUAUGUUUGCAAACUAAUGUCAUCAUCGAUGAAAACUUGGCCGAAAUCUUGACACCACCGAAAACCGGUAAGUGCAUAUUCAAAUCUUUUUCGGACAGCAAUUUUUAUCUUACUAUCAUUUACUAAUUUAGAUCCAAAUCGACAAAAUUUGUUGAUUGAAUUGGCCAAGGUCUGUAUGCAGCAAGGGAAUUAUCAUUAUGCCGCCAAAAAAUACACACAGGCUGGGAAGAAGCUGGAAGUAAGUAAAAAAUUUAUUAAAAUUUAUAUACCAUCUCCUCAUUCAGGCAAUGAAGGCACUUCUCCGAUCAGGUGACACCCCCAAAAUCAUCUUAUAUGCGAAUACGGCCAAGAAUAAGGACAUUUACAGAAUGGUCGGCAAUUUCUUGCAGAGUUUGGAUUGGAAGGAGGACGCCACAUUAAUGAGGCAGAUCGAGAAUUUUUAUAUCAAAGCGAAUGCGAUGGAUUCAUUGGCCGCGUUUUACGAAUCAUGUGGCCAGCUGGAAAUUGACGACUAUAGAGAUUACGAUAAAGCGAUUACUGCUUACAACGAAGCAGUUAGAUGCUGGAAUCGGAAAGGUGACAAGGAUGGAGAUCUGGAUGAAAAAGAAACUAAAAUGAGAGAUAGGAUCAAGAAAAAGAUCACAAGGAUUAAGACUUUCAUUGAGACAAAAGAGUAAGUUUGGCAUGGAUAUCGUUAUCUUAUAUUAGGCACAAGUAAAACGGUUAUGAUUGAAAUUUUAGAACUUAUGAAAAAGACCCCGGAGAAGCCCUAAGGCGAUUAACCGAGAUGUCCGAACAACCAGAGAUCGAUGGAGAUGUCAGAUUGGGUGACAUCUAUGCUCUUUUAAUUGCACAUAACGUCAAACGGGAGAAUUGGAAAAAAGUUUGUAUUAAAAUGAAGAUCUUGUAAAAAUUACAGGCAUAUCAACUGGUCCAACAAUAUCAGUCCAAGAAGACAAGCAGGGAUAUCACCGACUAUCUGAGCAUGCCAAUUCUGGAUGAGAUUUGUGACCAUAAUGAUGCCCCGAGAUUCAAAACAGUGGAUGAAAAGGUGGAUGAAAUUGAUGACACCAUCGAAUACAGUCAUGCGCUUAGGCGAAAAAUGUCUCAUCAAUCAGAAAAUGAUCUUUCUGAUUGA